ACGGUAUAAUUUAACAGACAUGCAACGGUCACACUGUUUGUGGCCUCUGCCAAAUUUUUAAUAAAAUUUAUUAACUAAAAAAUUCAGCCGAACCGAGCUAUUAAAAUCAAAAAGGUAAAGGACCAGGACAAAGCGACCAUGCGAAUCGCUCUGGGAAUUGCGACCAUCAUCUGGGCACUUUUCGUCCUGGCCGAUGGAGUUGAUCCUGGGAACUUCAAGACUUGCGAGCAGAGCAGUUUCUGCCGACGUUCCCGAAAGGUCCAGAGCGCGGGCAGCAAGUAUGCCCUGAUUCCGGGCACCCUGAACACAUAUGCGGAUUCGCUGACUGCCGAUCUAGUGAACAAGGAGAACCACCACCAGUUUGCCUUUAAGUUGGAGGCACUGGAAGGCAGCACUUUCCGUCUCCAGAUUGAUGAGAAACAGCCACUCCGGCCUCGUUAUCGCGUUGAACACGCGCUCAAGGGUCAACCCCAGGCAGGACGCAUUCGUGUCCAGAGGGAAACCGACGGAGAGAUCGUUAUCACAUCAGAUAAAAAUAAAGCCGUAAUCCAUGGCGAUCCUUUCCGCAUCGAUUUCUACGAAAACGACGUUCUGGUGGUCUCAGUAAAUGCCAAGAACUGGCUUUAUUUCGAGCAUCUGCGUCAGAAAGCCCAAGAGCAGACUCCCGAGCCCGCAGGGAACGAGAACCAGCAGGAACAGGAUGCCGCUGUAGAAACGCCCAAGGCUGCUAUCGAUGAUCCCGGUGCCUGGGAGGAGAACUUCAAGUCUCACCAUGACUCCAAGCCCUACGGCCCGGAAGCAGUAGCUUUGGACUUUUCGUUCCCUGCCGCCGAAGUUUUGUUCGGCAUUCCUGAACACGCCGAUAGCUUCGUACUAAAAUCCACCUCGGGUACGGAUCCUUAUCGUCUGUACAACCUAGAUGUGUUCGAGUACAUUGUGGAUAGCAAGAUGGCCCUGUAUGGCACAGUGCCGGUGAUCUACGGUCAUGGGACACAUCGCACUGCGGGCGUUUACUGGCAAAAUGCCGCAGAAACCUGGGUAGACAUCCAAACCUCGGAAACCAAUGUCGUCUCUUCAUUGGUUAACUUUGUUUCUGGCUCUCGAAAGACUCCUCCGCCGGCUGCCCAUUUUAUGUCCGAGUCGGGUAUCGUGGACGCCUUUAUCCUGCUGGGUCCCAAGCCGAUGGACACCUUUAAGCAGUACGCUGCUCUGACGGGUACCCACGAACUUCCUCAAAUAUUUGCUUUGGCCUACCAUCAAAGCCGUUGGAACUACAACGAUGAGAGGGAUGUGACCUCCGUAUCAGCAAAAUUCGAUGAGUUCAACAUACCAAUGGACACCAUGUGGCUAGAUAUUGAGUACACCGAUGGCAAACGUUACUUUACCUGGGACAAGUUUAAGUUCCCCCAACCGCUGACAAUGAUCAAGAACCUCACAGAGCUUGGUCGCCAUUUAGUCGUGAUCAUCGACCCGCAUAUUAAAAGGGAUAAUGGAUACUUCUUCCACCAGGAGUGCACGGAUCGUGGUUACUAUGUGAAGACGCGUGACGGCAAUGACUACGAAGGUUGGUGCUGGCCGGGAGCAGCAAGCUAUCCAGACUUCUUCAAUCCCGUGGUCAGAGAGUACUACGCCAGUCAGUACGCACUGGAUAAGUUCCUAACAGUCACCGCAGACGUUAUGCUGUGGAAUGACAUGAACGAACCGUCAGUGUUCAACGGCCCAGAGAUUACGGCCCCUAAAGAUCUGGUGCACUUUGGCAAUUGGGAGCACCGCGAUGUGCACAAUUUAUACGGUCACAUGCAUCUUAUGGGCUCAUUUGCAGGCCUGCAGCAACGUGAUCCUAAUCAGCGACCGUUCAUCCUUACACGUGCCCACUUUGCUGGAUCCCAACGGUUUGCUGCUAUUUGGACUGGUGACAACUUUGCGGACUGGACGCACCUACAGCACUCAAUCAAGAUGUGUCUCACGGAGGCGGUGGCUGGAUUCUCCUUCUGCGGCGCCGAUGUCGGUGGUUUCUUUGGAAAUCCUGAUGCUGAGCUGCUGGAGCGCUGGUAUCAAACAGGUGCCUUUCUACCAUUCUUCCGGGCUCAUGCUCACAUCGAUACCAAGCGUCGGGAGCCGUGGCUUUUCCCGGAACGUACUCGCCAGGUGAUCCAGAACGCAGUGCUAAAACGCUACUCCUACCUGCCCUUGUGGUAUACCGCAUUUUACGAGCUGGAGCUGACGGGUGCGCCAGUUAUCCGGCCAUUGUUGGCACACUAUCCGCUAGAUAAGAAUGCUUUCGGCGUAGACAGUCAGCUACUGGUUCAGGAUCGCUUGCUUGUGAGUCCCGUCAUGCAGCAGGGCGUCAGCAAAGUGAAUGUCUACUUCCCGGUGAUUGAUGAGAAGAGUAAUGGUGACUGGUGGUACGAUAUAGAUACUUAUCAGCGCCAGGAACAAUCCGGCUAUGUUUCUAUCCCUGUGGAUGAAAACAAGAUCCCCGUGUGGCAGCGAGGAGGCAGUAUUGUUCCAAAGAAGGAGCGACAACGUCGCGCCUCCACCUUGAUGUUGCACGAUCCGUACACACUGAUCGUCUGUCUGGACAAGCAAGGCAAGGCAGCAGGUUCCCUAUAUCUGGACGAUGAGAAAUCCUAUGCCUACCGUCAGGGCCAACGCAUCCACGUGAACUACGAGUUCGCCAAUAGUCAACUGGUCAAUCACUUCGUGGGCAAGCCCAAGUACAAGACCGAUGCCUGGAUCGAAAGGAUCGUGAUCGCUGGACUGGAUAAAAUGCCAAGCAGUGCCAGCAUCACGGUGAAUGGCGUUAACCAGCAGCUGGAGGUGCUCCCACAUGGUCAAUACAUCGUCGUGCGCAAACCGGGCGUUAAGAUGGACGUCGACUUCGCUAUUAAACUCAACUAUGUGUAGUCUGUAGUCACCGUUGCCACGUAUUAAUGUUCUGUAUCUACAUGAUUAUGCACUCCUUAAAAAUUGCUAAUAAGAUGCUUCAAGGAAUCAGUUAAUGAUCUUUAGUGGCCUUUGAUUAGUUUAUUUUUUCCUUUCCAUCCCCCAACUCGGACAUUUGAGAAGUGCAACUCGAGUUGAGUGUAAUUAAUAUUUAAAUAAACAUAUUUUUUUUAAUAUGAA
Molecule: messenger RNA, 3126 nt
Organism: Drosophila eugracilis
Lineage: Eukaryota; Metazoa; Arthropoda; Insecta; Diptera; Drosophilidae
Gene: GCS2alpha
Product: neutral alpha-glucosidase AB
Exons: 5
Coding region: 139-2907 (922 amino acids)
Biological process (GO): carbohydrate metabolic process; N-glycan processing
Molecular function (GO): alpha-glucosidase activity; carbohydrate binding
Source: RefSeq, a predicted model, not a curated record